This is a messenger RNA of Amborella trichopoda, 2927 nucleotides long. RefSeq names its product 4-hydroxy-3-methylbut-2-enyl diphosphate synthase (gene HDS). Lineage: Eukaryota; Viridiplantae; Streptophyta; Magnoliopsida; Amborellales; Amborellaceae. The record is from RefSeq and is a predicted model, not a curated record. Gene Ontology annotation, molecular function: iron ion binding; 4-hydroxy-3-methylbut-2-en-1-yl diphosphate synthase activity (ferredoxin). Gene Ontology annotation, biological process: terpenoid biosynthetic process; isopentenyl diphosphate biosynthetic process, methylerythritol phosphate pathway. Gene Ontology annotation, cellular component: chloroplast.
CUGGUUUCUAAUAAUGACCCUGACUUGUUUUCUAACAGUUUUCACAGUGUUUUCUUACGGUUGUUUCAGGCAUAAACCCUAAUUCCCCAUAAGAUUCCUUUACAAAACUGCCAAACACCAGUAAAAAGAGAAGGAAUAAAAAAAAAAAAAAAAGCUUUGAAAGGUAUUGUUUUGCCAAAGAUCCCUCUCCUUGUCUCUAUUUGCAGGUUCCCCCUCUCAUUUUCUUCAUAAAUCCCUUUCUCCAAUUUAUUACAGUGAGGCUCUUAUAUCCACAAUUUUCAUCUCCAAAAUAUAAUUUUUAUCACAGUGAAGCUCUUACAUCCACAAUUUCGAGCUCCAGAUCCUUCGAUCCCUCCCAAAUUAGCCAAUUUACAGGUUUUCUCUGAGCUCUAAGGAGACAUUCUUCGAGGUUUUGUCGAAAAUGGCGACUGGUACAGUUUCAGCUUCAUUCUCUUGUUUGAAGAGGUCGGAUUGUGGUUUGAGCUUCUAUAAUGGAGUUGGGUCUGCAAAAAUUGGCGUUACUCGUAACUUGCAGAGGAUUAGGUCGAGGAAAAAUAGGGUUUUGGUGGUGAGGAACUCUGGGUCUGAGACUGUGGAGUUACAACCUGCUUCAGAUGGGAGUCCUCUGCUUGUUCCUAGGCAAAAGUAUUGUGAAUCUAUACACAAAACGGUAAGAAGAAAAACCCGUACCGUGAUGGCUGGAAAUGUGGCUCUUGGUAGUCAACACCCCAUAAGAAUUCAGACCAUGACAACGACUGAUACCAAGGAUGUCACCGCAACAGUGGAACAGGUCAUGAGGAUAGCCGAUAAGGGUGCUGAUAUUGUUCGAAUAACAGUGCAAGGGAAGAAAGAAGCGGAUGCUUGUUUUGAGAUAAAGAAUACCCUUGUUCAAAAGAAUUACAAUAUUCCACUUGUGGCAGACAUUCACUUUUCCCCACCUGUUGCGAUGAGAGUUGCUGAGUGCUUCGACAAGAUCCGGGUCAACCCUGGGAACUUUGCUGAUAGGCGGGCUCAGUUUGUAGAGCUUGAAUACACUGACGAAGGCUAUCAGAAGGAACUUGAACACAUUGAAGCGGUCUUCAGUCCAUUAGUUGAGAAGUGUAAAAAGUAUGGAAGGGCCAUGCGAAUAGGAACAAACCAUGGAAGCCUUUCUGAUCGUAUCAUGAGUUACUAUGGUGAUUCCCCUAGAGGAAUGGUAGAAUCAGCAUUUGAAUUUGCAAGGAUCUGCCGAAAAUUGGAUUUCCAUAAUUUUGUGUUCUCAAUGAAGGCGAGCAAUCCAGUAAUCAUGGUCGAAGCAUAUCGUUUACUGGUUGCGGAAAUGUAUGUUCAAGGAUGGGAUUAUCCUCUGCACUUGGGAGUUACUGAAGCUGGUGAAGGUGAAGAUGGAAGGAUGAAAUCAGCUAUCGGCAUAGGAACCCUUUUACAGGAUGGUUUGGGAGAUACAAUUCGAGUUUCACUGACAGAACCACCGGAGGAAGAGAUAGAUCCUUGUAGAAGGCUAGCAAACCUUGGGAUGAAAGCAGCAGAACUUCAGAAAGGAGUGGCCCCAUUCAAGGAAAAGCACCGUCAUUAUUUUGACUUUCAGCGUAGGACUGGGCAACUACCAGUGCAAAAGGAGGGUGAAGAGGUUGACUACAGAGGUGUCCUUCACCGUGAUGGCUCUGUUCUUAUGUCAGUGUCCCUUGAACAGUUGAAGACACCUGAGCUUCUUUACAAAUCACUUGCAGCAAAGCUUGUAGUUGGUAUGCCUUUCAAGGAUCUGGCUACCGUGGAUACUAUCCUUGUGAGAGAACUUCCUCCAACUGAUGAUAGUGAUGUGAGGCUUGCACUCAAAAGGCUGAUAGACAUAACUAUGGGGGUCCUUACACCCUUGUCGGAGCAGCUAACAAAACCCCUGCCUAAUGCCAUGGUCCUCGUAAACUUGAAGGAAUUAUCAAGCGGUGCUCACAAGCUUUUGCCAGAAGGCACCCGCUUGGCUGUAUCUGUUCGAGGCGAUGAGCCCUAUGAAGAGUUGGAGAUUCUUAAGAAUUUGGACAUUACAAUGUUGCUGAACAAUUUACCUCCAACAGAGGACAAAAUCAGCCGUGUACAUGCAGCAAGGAGAUUGUUCGGGUAUCUAGCAGACAAUGCUCUGAACUUCCCCGUAAUUCACCAUCUACAGUUCCCCAGUGGAGCUCACAGAGAUGAUGUAGUCAUAGGUGCUGGUACUGAUGCCGGUGCCCUUCUAGUGGAUGGCCUUGGUGAUGGGUUAUUAUUGGAAGCCCCUGACCAAGACUUUGAUUUUCUGAGGAACACGUCUUUCAAUUUACUUCAAGGGUGCAGAAUGCGCAAUACAAAAACUGAAUAUGUCUCAUGCCCCUCUUGUGGACGCACACUUUUUGACCUUCAAGAGAUUAGUGCUGAGAUACGAGAGAAGACAUCACACUUACCUGGUGUUUCGAUUGCAAUAAUGGGUUGCAUCGUGAAUGGGCCUGGUGAGAUGGCAGAUGCAGAUUUUGGUUAUGUUGGUGGUGCCCCUGGCAAAAUUGACCUAUACGUUGGGAAGACUGUAGUGAAGCGUGGAAUUGAGAUGGCACACGCAACUGAUGCUUUGAUUCAACUGAUCAAGGAUCACGGGCGCUGGGUUGAUCCUCCAUCCGAAGAGUAACUUCUUUCAAAAUUUGUCUAUUACAAGAAAAGGGAGAUUUUCCCUGGAGGAUACACGUGGAAAUAUUUGUUGCAACAGUAAUUACUUGCUGCACUGCCAUGGAGGUUACAGGAAAGGUCUCUGUAAAUUUUGCAAACCCCUGGAGUUGUCUCUUCCUGCAGUUACCUGGAUAGGCUGAAAGGUGGGGGCCAGUCUAAUUGAGCAGCAUCAGAUUAGAUCCACAUAAGUAUGUAAUCAUAUUUCUUUAACUGGUAAUAUAAUUGAUGAUGGUUUUUGAAAU